Messenger RNA from Papaver somniferum (opium poppy), 1335 nucleotides. RefSeq names its product mitogen-activated protein kinase kinase kinase 17-like. Gene Ontology annotation, molecular function: ATP binding; protein kinase activity. Bases 104 to 1105 code for a protein of 333 amino acids. The transcript has a single exon. The record is from RefSeq and is a predicted model, not a curated record. NCBI's taxonomy places the organism in Eukaryota, Viridiplantae, Streptophyta, Magnoliopsida, Ranunculales, Papaveraceae. Gene Ontology annotation, biological process: protein phosphorylation.
ACUUUCCGACUCCUCGAACCAAAGAACCAAGUCAAAAUCUAAACACAUACAGAAACAGAAGCAAAGCAAAAACGGAGCAAUAAAACAGAGGAAAGCAGUACUAAUGGAGUGGAUUAAAGGAGAAAUGAUUGGUAAAGGAAGCUUUGGUACAGUAAACAUGGCAACCCCAAGAGGAAACUUCAAUGAAUUUCCAUCACUAAUGGCAGUAAAAUCAUCAAUGGUUUCUCAAUCUUCAAUGUUGGGAAAAGAGAAGGAGAUUCUAACUCAAUUAAAAGACUGCCCACAAAUUCUUCAGUGUUUUGGUGAUGAUGUUACUGUUGAAAAUGGUGUUCAAAUGUAUAACAUAUUUCUUGAAUUUGCUUCAUUGGGUAAUUUAUCUCAGCUAAUCAAAUCUGGAAGUUCAAUGGGAGAGUCUGAAAUUAGAAAUUACACAAGAAUGAUUACUCAGGGGAUUGGUUACAUUCAUGAAAUGGGUUUUGUUCAUUCUGAUAUUAAACCACAAAAUAUCCUUCUUUGUUCUGGAGAAGGCAAAAUUGAUUUAAAGAUUGCUGAUUUUGGGUUAGCAAAAAGAAGUGGGAAAAGUUCUAACGGAUUCAUUGGUACUCCACUUUAUAUGUCACCGGAAUCGGUUUCAUGUAAUGAAAAUGAAACAGCUUCAGAUAUAUGGGCACUUGGUUGUGUUGUUGUGGAAAUGAUUACUGGAAAACCAGCUUGGAAAUGUUCAGAUUUGAGUAAUUUAUUAUACAGAAUUGGGUUUACUGAACAAGUGCCAGAAAUUCCAUCAGAAAUAUCAGAACAAGGAAAAGAUUUCUUGAGAAAAUGUUUUAUCAGAGAUCCUACAAAGAGAUCGACGGCUGAGAUGUUACUGAGACAUCCAUUUCUUUCUAACGAUUUUGAUUCUCAAGUCGGUUCUAUUUCAUUCAAGGAAUUGAAGAGAACAUAUUCGUCUCCUAAAAGUACCUUUGAUUUUCCUGAAUCAUGGAGCGAUUCGAUUGAAAAAGAUGAGUCAAAUUGCUCUACCUGUUUGAAAGAUCGAAUCGGUGAAUUGGUGUUAGGGAAGGAACCAAAUUGGUCAACUUCAGAUAGCUGGAUUGUUGUAAGAUAGGAAAAACCUAGGAAACAUAGUCCCUCUGUUUUCUUUGUUAGGAAGAGUUAGAAAAACUGUAAAUACAACAGAAAUUUACAUUCUUUUACUUAUUUUUUGGGCAUUUUUCAUUGCCCUGUGAAUUAGUCCAAUGUUCACAAAUGAUCCAAUUGGACCCCCAUUCUUUGUAGGCAGAUUCAUUUGUUAUGUAAAGCAAGCAAAAUUUCUGUUACAGAAUUUCUAGAAUUGAA